UGCACCCAGGGCCUUGACGUGUGAGCCAGGUUCCCAGGGGACCCUGUGCCCGCAUCUGGGUCCAGGGAGGCAGCUAAGCCCUUUGAUUGGGUGUGAGGACCGUGACCCUGGCGGGUGCUGCAGGCCAGGAGAGCAAGGCCACGUGGUGCUUCCAGUCCCAGGCUGUGGAGUCCGCCCCAGGUCCUGGCCGAGCCCUGAGGAUGCUGAGCUUUGCCACCCUGGGCCUCUGAGCCCCGCGUGCCCGGGUGGAGGGCGAGGGGGUCAGAUCAGGCAGUCAGUGGACAAAAGGAAUGAAACCAGCCCCGGGUGGAGGGACGCACAGGCCCGUCAGAGUGUGGACAAACGUCAGGGCUGGGGCGCCCCGGGCCAUCAGCCACACGGCAGGUGUUUGUGCGGAUCAUGCCCUCCCUGGGCCCAGCGCGGUGCUCACAGUGACGAGCUCUAGGGUCUGGCAGGAGGCAAGCCCCGCAGUAACUGCAGAGGAGCCGUGCUGACCCCAGGGCACACUCUGGCACCUGGGAAGGUCAGGGGUCAGGGAGCUCACCGAACAUGCUGUGUCCCACUUGGUCCCCCCACUAUGAUGGGGUGCGAGGUGCCAGGCCCAGGGAUCCCUGAUCCCAGGGAGGAGCAGUGCCCACCACCUCUUCCAGGGGGCACCUCACAGUGACCAGCCAUGCAUGGCACUCUGCCCAUCGGCGGCCACUCUGCCCACCCACACUGACUACUGCAGGCCCGGGAGUAGUAGCCACUCAGAGGCUCCGAGGGACCCGCCCCCAGCAGGGUGGAGGCCAGGCCUGCACCAGGUACUGACGGCCAAGCCUGGGGACUCGGAGCCUUGCCCCGAGCUUGGCCACCGUCACAUCCAGCAACAGAAACGGACCCUGGCCUGCCCGAGAGCCGGGAGCAUGUAACCUGAAUUAGGAAUGAGGGAAGGUGGCCUGGUGUGGCCAGCGAUGGCUCCAAAGAGUGGCAGCUGGUAUGACCAGAGGACUCCCUGGGGGUGGGGGGUACCUGAGCCGCAGGGACCCCAGCUCUGUGGCCCUCAGCUCUCUCCCCACUGUUGGCAGGGAUGGAGAACACUCUCAACAGCAGCAGCUCCAGGAGUAGCAGUCCAGGCCCCACCCCGGCGCCCCCCCACACGGUACGGGAGGUGCUGGACGCUCUGGUCAUGUUCACCUGCGUGGGCGGCAUCGUGGGCAAUGGCCUGGUGGUCUGGCUGCUGGGCUUCCAGCGGCAGAGGGGCCCGCUGGGCAUCUACCUGCUCCACCUGGCCGUGGCUGACCUCCUCUUCCUCCUCUGCUCGGCCACGCUGACCGUCCUGAGCGCCAGCUCCUGGGGGGCCCACAUGCACCACCUGGGCCCCCAGGCGGUGAGGAGCGCCGGGUACCUGGCCUACACGGUGAGCCUGAGCCUGCUGACGGCCGCCAGUGCCCAGUCCUGCCUCCCCGGCCUCUUCCCCACCUGGUACCACGGCCGCUGGCACCGGCGCCUGUCAGCUGCGGUGUGCGCCGUGUUCUGGCUGCUGGCCGUCCUGUUCAUCGUGCCGGCCUGGUACUUCCAUGACGAGGCUGAGCAUCCCCACUCGUGGCUGGGAUCCAAGGCGGAGACCAUCUUGUACUUCUUCACCCUGGUCAGCUUCACACCCAUCAUGGCCCUGUCCGGCAUGGCCCUCUGCAUCCAGGUGCAGAGGAGCUCGCCCCCGUGGCAGCGGCCGCUCACGCGCCUCUACGUGGCCGUCCUGCUCUGCGUCUUCGUGUUCCUCGCCUGCGCCCUGCCCCUCGGCAUCUCUGCGUUCCUGCUCUACUGGCUGGACCUGUCCCAGCGCGCGAAGACUCUCUUCGGCCAUUUCACCCGCUUCUCUCUGUCCGUGAACAGCAGCACCAAACCGAUGAUCUAUUUCCUGGUGGGCAGCAGGGGCCGCUUGAGCCUGAGGGAGCCCCUGGGAGCCGUGCUCAGCAGGGUGCUGCGGGAGGAGCCUGAGCCGGAGGAGCGGGAGAUGCCCUCCACUGACCGCAGUGACGAGGGUAAACUCCCGAAGAGGAAGGCCUGAUUCUUUACAACCUUGCCGAAGGCUGAUGGCAAAGACUGCCGUCCGUCACCAAAAUCUGACUUCCAGAAUGAACAAGCAAGCUUGUGCAUGAGCUGCUUCUUUGCUUUAUCUGUUUUGAGGCUGUGUUAUUUGGAGCGUACGAGCUUAGGGGUGUUCUAUCCUGGGGAAUUGGAGCUUUAGUGGUAAAAUACAAAGCUGCCCUCGUGAAUCGAG
Molecule: messenger RNA, 2263 nt
Organism: Bubalus bubalis (water buffalo)
Lineage: Eukaryota; Metazoa; Chordata; Mammalia; Artiodactyla; Bovidae
Product: mas-related G-protein coupled receptor member D
Exons: 2
Coding region: 1070-2050 (326 amino acids)
Biological process (GO): G protein-coupled receptor signaling pathway
Cellular component (GO): membrane
Molecular function (GO): G protein-coupled receptor activity
Source: RefSeq, a predicted model, not a curated record